GGAAGCUUGAGGUUAGUUACGUCAUACAUUACUUCUGACGUCGUUACCAUAGCGUUAUUUGUCGUCAAACUAAAAUGGCUUCUAGUCGACAUUUUUGAAGACCGUCAAGAAAAACUCAAAGUUUCUUCAAGUUUUAAGCUAAAUGGUAAAAUAAAACGUUUACCUUUCGUGUCUCCGCUUGUUGCCACUGAUGUCCUUGACACCGAUACACGAGUCUGAGGAAGAGGGUCAGAAUCUCUCUGUAAAUACAGAUUCUUGUAUUGAAGAACAUAACAACUCAUCCGUGAUUCCCAAGCAUGUCUCUGAAUCAGUAUGCGGUUCGGUUAGUGCAGACAAAGAAUCGUCCAGCAAGGAGAAAAAAGUGGUCAUUGAGUCGUGUUCCGGCCGUAAAAUCGAAGAUGUAGAGGUCCUGAAACAGAAAUAUAUCAACAGCCAGAUACAGGACUUGCCCAGAGUUAUUCGCGGACCAUUCGGCCAGGAUCGCAUUUGGCGGACCAGAAGACGCAGUCUGAAUCUUGGUUCCCAGGAUAUAAGAAACCAGCUGAGCAAAAUAAGUCUGAAAAUGGACGGAGACAUGAAGCUGGAUUAUAGAUGUAAAAAGUAUACAGAUCCGAGCGAUAAAGCUUUAGGGAUAAAGAAAUCAGUUGAGGAAAUUCUAUAUGGAAACUCCUACAAUCCAGAUGACUAUGAUCCUGAACUGGCAGCAUUGUUUGAAAAUUACAUCGAGGAAUGCGAUAAUGUUACAAAGAAACAUUUCAGUGCAAAUCCAACUACUUGUGCUGCUAAUAACGAGGAAACUAUUUUUAAAAACCAAGAUGCGGAACACGCGUUUCUGUGUGGAUUUAUUGAAGGUAUGAAACGAACAGAUGGCUCGCUAGAAGAACUAGAGCAAGAAAACCCCGUGCACGGGAAUGAGUUGAUAGAUGAUUCGGUAAUGAAAAGUGAAAGCUUCAAGGAACUUGUUUCAGUAAAAGAAAGUGCAAGCUUAAAGGAACUUGAUUCGGUAAAGAAAAGUGCAAGCUUCAAUGAACUUAUAUCCAGCCAACAAGACAUAACACACAUGUCACUGAGAGAGUGGGAAGAUGUGCAGAGGGCAGAGGAGCACCAGAAGGAAAACAAUCGACGGCAGCUCAUCAAAAAGUGUCUAGCCUGCAAGAACAAGAAACCAAGAGAAAUUAAAAACAUAAGUGAUAAUAUGAAAAGCGUUCCGACUGUAGAGGGAGAUUGGAAAGACACUGGCAAAAAUAAAAUACUGGAUUCGGAUGUCUUUACUGAAGCUAUUCAUUCUUUGAAAGCAAUGAAAAGGAUAAAAGCUAUGAAGAAAAGAGUGGAAAAUGUCACCGAUGAUGAAAGACAUAACGUCGUGAUAAAAGAAGACGAUGAUGAUUCAUACAUUGUCAAAGGUUCCGUAGUGAAAGAAACGCUCUCGUGUCACCAUUGCUGCAAAUAUCUGAAACCGAAUUUGGAGAGGACUACACUUUCUCCAAGCAUGGGGGAGAAAAGCGUCCUAAAGAACAAGCACAGGGUAGCAGAUCUUAAUAACCUGAGCAAGGAGGAUGACAGUAUGAUAAAACUUGCUAAACAGAAGCUUGAGCACAGCCUGCUGACUACACGUGCACUGGAAGAAACUUACCUCAGCAUGGCAAAGGCUAAGAAGAUAAUCAAUGACUGUAAACCAGCCGGGCACUGGAAAGACAGAAAUGAGUCAAACGAAAAUAAAACGAGCAUUUCAAAUGUAGAAGCAAAGGGAAUACAUACAGGUACGAUUAUUCUGGAUGAAUUGGAAGGUUGGAAGACGAAGAAUAAAGCGUUCAUUGAUCAGGAGAGUGUGCAGGUUUCCUCAUCCGAGCUGUUACAUCCGGUCGAGUCCUCCGAGAUGCUCGGUUCACCAUUGUGGACACCUGCAAGCAGCGCAUCACACUUCAAAUCGACUCCGGAAAUCAAUAGAGCAAUGUCACCUGCGCAUACUCGUGAGCAUACACUUCCUCUGACGAAGAAAACAAAGUCGUUAGAACCACUAUUCAAGGGGGAAAAAGCUAUAAACCAAGGAAAAUGGGCGUGCAAGGUGACUACAAGAAAGCUGCUAAACUGGUCAAGCUCCGCCUCACCAAAUCUAGUGAUACAACUGCCGAUAAAUCAUUCGCGAAUGUUCCUCUUUCCCAAUGUAUCAACUACAACAUAGAAAAGAAUCUGCGAUCUAACGCUGUUUUGACCUCUAAUAUCAACCUUUCUGAGAAACUUGCACAACAACUGAAGGAAAUGAGCAACGACCCAAAGACUUCUGCUUUACAUCAUGGGGAAAAUAAACCAGACGCUUCCACUGAGGCGAUCAAUUUACCACCUCUUAGCGAUAGCACAUUGAGUCUAAAUGAACCGAAAUCUACAAACGGAAAAGUAGAAGAAAAUGUUAAUAACU
Messenger RNA from Mercenaria mercenaria, 2416 nucleotides. RefSeq lists its product as uncharacterized. The transcript has 12 exons. The record is from RefSeq and is a predicted model, not a curated record. NCBI's taxonomy places the organism in Eukaryota, Metazoa, Mollusca, Bivalvia, Venerida, Veneridae. The coding region runs from base 191 to 2182 and encodes 663 amino acids.